Messenger RNA from Emiliania huxleyi CCMP1516, 4158 nucleotides. RefSeq lists its product as hypothetical. Bases 1 to 4158 code for a protein of 1385 amino acids. Lineage: Eukaryota; Haptophyta; Isochrysidales; Noelaerhabdaceae. The transcript has 5 exons. The record is from RefSeq and is a predicted model, not a curated record.
AUGCGAUGGCUGGUCUUGGCGGUAGCGCUGCGAGCUGUCGUGGCGUCCGAGUCCUCUCUGCCACGCCAUGUGGCACCGACCAUCGACUCCUUGGGCGGCUACCUGUACAGUACUGCCUUCCAGAUCGAGGCUGCCACGCUGGAGCUCUCGAGCCGCAAAGAGAACCCGACCUCUGUGACGGUAAAGGUGGAGCAAGCGGACUGCUACCGCAUCUUUGUGCACGAUCUGGCCAGCUCCAUCUCGUCCGACGUGCCUCCGCAGCUCGCCCUCUCCUUCUCCGCCGCCGGUCUGCGCUGCGCGAUAGGCAAGCUCGAUGUCAUUGCGGGACCCUCGGACGAGGCGGAUGCGGUGAGGAUACGAAUGACCGAGGGCACGGUGAACAUUCUCCGUGGCCUCGCCUCGCCCCUCCUGACGCCCCUCUCGGACCUCUCCGUCGUCAUUGAUGGCAUUGCUGGCGACUUUUUGCUCUCGCUUGAGCCGCAAGGAGAGAGCGGCUUGCCGGCGGGCAUCAACUUGAUGAAAGGCGACCUCUCAAUCCCAAUGAGCGCCAUCAACAUCAACGUCGGCUUUGGAUCUGGCAUUGCCAACGGGGCCAUCGGCAUCCUCUCCGGCCUCAUCGCAAACAUGAUCGAGUCGGAGGUCGCGCUCAUGAUCACAGAGGACGUCGACCCGGCGCUCACAGAUGUCGAGCUGCAGCUGACCGAGAUGAUCGCCGACCGACCGCCGCCGGAGCCCGAAGGGCCCAAGGGGCCAGGUGGCUUCAGCUGGGCAGGCGAGGGCGGCCUCGACCCCGCCCUCUCGUGGCUCAACGACACCAUCUCGAACGAGGCUCUCGCACACCGGCCGCCCAAAGGCAACCCGCAAGCCAUGUGCUCACCCACGGCGCUGAGCCGGCUGAUGCGUGUCGUCGCCGUGAUGACUGUCGAGCCACCCCCCGCCCUCGACGCGACCGAGGCGCCCGACAGGAUCGACCUCGCCUCGCAUCUGCCUGAAAUUCCGACAUUCUCCGCCGGCCCUCUCGGCACGGGCUCCGUCGAAUUCUCGGCGCUCUCGCUGCGAGGCCUCGAUCACUUUGAAAACACCUCGGCCGCCCUGGUGGACGCGCGCUCCGUCCGUGUCGCAGCCCGACUGCCGUCGCUCAAGGCGCACGCCGCGCUCAAGCUCACCCUCACGCCCAUCCCUGCCGAGGAGCCGAGCGAGGGCUGCAACGGAUGCGCGUGGAUCGCCGAGCACAAGUGCCCCUUCGACUACGAGUCUGACGCGCAGAAUGAGGCAACGGAUGACGGGACGGCGUGUUACCGCUUCUGCUGCCAAGUGCCGCCGCUCGUGCAAGAGCUUGUGGCCGACGUCGAGAUCCGCGACACUUACGUCGAGGCGCUCUUCGCCAUCUCGCCCGACGAGGCCGCCAUGGAAGCGAUCAGCCUCGCCCGGCUGGCGGAGCGGCCAGAGUGCGCCCUCGCCGUCAUUGGCUUCGAGCCUCGCCAUCUUGCGCUUCGCCUGUCGCCCGGCGAUGUGGAGAUCGGCUACGCCUACCCGCACACCGCCGACGGCGACGGCACACUGGGGGCGGCGGCACUCGCGACAGCAGGCUACGCCGUUCAACUCUUCGCAGGCGCCUCCCUUCCUGGCGCGAUCGCUGACGCCAUCGAUGCCGCUCUUGGCGGGCCAGGGCUCAACAUGCUCGCAAGUGCGAUCGCAGGGGUCAAUCUUGACGGCUGCGGAGCCGGCGUCGCCCCGCGCGGCUUCUCAGGGGCGUGGGCGAAUCUGCCCGAUCGCACGUCGAUGCUGGAGGGCGCAGCUGCGGCUGACAAUGAGACCGCGGCCGAACACGCGGCGCGGGCCAAUCUGGCUAUGCGGACUCUUGGUAUCGACAGCAUCAGCCUGCCGGGGGAACUGGUGAGUCUGGUGGUGACGGCGCCGCUCGCAGAGCCGACGCCGAUCGAGAUUGGCGUGAGCGACGUCUUCGUGUCGGGCCUCGCGUCGCUUAGCGAGAACCUGAACGCUAUCGUACCCGAGCACUUGGUGCCCAAGAUGCUCUCCUCCACGCUCCUUGUGACCUCUGCUGGCAUGACUAUCGACGCUCUCGAGCCCCUGCGCGCUUCGGUGGCAGUGCGCGUGUCGCUUUUGGGUGAGGACCUCUUGCUGUUCAUCAACAUCACUGCAAUAAGCCUCACGGCGGAGGCGGCUCAGCAAGUUCUUGUGGCAGCUGAUGCGCUUGGCGCACUCUCUCUCGCCGACCUCGCCACACCGUGCUUGCUGACCCCACUCGUUGGACUGCACCUCGACUCGCUCAGCGGCAGCGACGUGAUGUUCGAAAUCGCGCUGACGGCAAAUAGCCUCACGACCCCAGCGACGAUCGGGAGUGACUUCAUCGGUGACCUCAUGGCCGCCAUUCUGCCUGGUACUCUUGGUGCGGUCAACGACGGGAUAGUCGUUGGGCUCGAGAUGGCGCGCGACAUCUGCGUCAACGGCCCGCCGCCGCCGUCUCCCGAGGAAGAGGAUUGGAUCCCUGCGGCGGAGAAAAUCGUCUCGAUCAGUGUCUACGCCGCUGCGUACGGCAUCAGUGCUUUGAUCAUCGGCGGGCACUUUCUCUGCUACUGUCUCUGCCGCUGCAGAGGCGGCCGCACCAAGGGAGGGCAGGCGGAGCUGCCAAUCGCCGCCUACUACCACCCCUGUAUCACAUGGUCCCUAACAAUCUUUAUGCUUGCCAACGCGCUGCUCUUCGCCUACUCCAACGCUCCGUUCUUAAACGGAGCCGUGGUGCGCGCCACCGUUGAUGUCGCCGGUGCGCCGCUUCCUCCGCUCAACGCGUUUGGCAUGGGCCUCCCUUCGUCGGUGAUCCGGUUCUGGCUGACUGGCGGUCUCGGCUACGUCCUCUCGUCCUUUAUCGUCGUCUUCUCGGGAAUCUGGCCCACCGUCAAGCUCACGACCACCGUCUUUUGCCUCUGGGCGCCACCUUCGGUGCUGCCCGUCAAGCGGCGCGGGUUCCUGCUCGCUUUCUUCGAGGCCAUGGGCAAGUGGUCGAACAUUGAUUCGCUGAUGAUCUUCAUCCUGAUGGCCGCGAUGAAGAUGGACUUCACCAUUCCACCAUCCCCCCCCGCACCACUAGACCCCGAGUUGGAUUCCGGGCCGCCGGCCGCCUCGGUGAUGGUGGAGGUGAUGCCGACAGAGGGCAUCUCGUACUUUAUGCUCGCGGUCGUCAUCUCCUUUGUCCCGACCGCCCUCGCCUUCCACAUGCACAAGACUGUCGCGCUGCCGCCAUCCCAUCCGUGCGCCCGCACGCCGCGAACGAAGCGGAACCAGGGCGCAAAGGUGAGCGUGCCUGAGACCUUUCGGGGCUGCAGCACAAUCUGCGGGCGCACUGGCAUCUGGACCAACCUGUUCGUAUCGCUGUCGCUGCUGGUUGCGCUCGGCGUCACCGCAGGCGCGUGCUUCCUCCCUGUCUUUCGCCUCUCAAAGGGCGGGCUCCUUGGAGUCGUGCUCGGUGACGCCGCAACAGAGGACUACUCCGUCAUUGACAGCGGGCUAGGCCUGAGAACUGCCUCGCCCGCCUCCUUCGGCUGGCUGAUGGAGGCCUACUGCUACGCCUACUUUGUCAUGAUCAUGGGGGCGCCCCUGCUGUGGUACACGCUCGCAUUCUUCUGCUGGGUUGUGCCGCUGACGCCCACUGCGCGGCAUAUCCUCGGCUUGGUGCUCAACAUCUGCUUCUCCUUCUCGGCCCUCGAGGUGUAUCUGGUCUGCAUGAUCCUCUCGUUGAUGCAGCUCGACUCGAUCGCACAGCAAAUCGUCGGCGAGAUGAGUGUGGGCAUGUGCGAGGCGGCUGGGGCGGUGCUCGAGAAGCAUUUCGGCGACCUCGUCGAGCCACCCACAUGCCUCACCCUCUCCUCGGGCGUGCUCCUCUCGUACUUCCUGCUCUGUCCGGUGACCCUAAUCGGCAUACCGGCUGGGAUGACAGUCGCCAGUAAGCUCGAGGCGUCGGCACUCGACGGCAAUAAGAGGCAGGUCAUCCCGGGGGGGCACAGGUGGGCGACGAUGGAUGAGGCCGACCUCGCAGCCGAAAUGAGGGGAACCUCGCAGCCGCCCAAGGGUAGCAAAGGCAGUGUCGGUCGUGGCCAGUCCCUCGUCCAGUCUGGAAGCUCGGUGAGCACCAUGUUGUAG